AUGUUGAAUAAACUUCUGUACUUGAAAUGUGUCACUUCCACAGCAACACUACCUUACCCUUUUAUCCACCACUACCCGUUCCUCUUUUCUCUUAGUUACCGCACGAUCACUUCAAAAUCACGCUCAUUCGCUGUAUCCUACCUCAUUGACAAUUUUGGGUUCUCCCCUGAAUCUGCUUCCAAAACAUCUAGCUCCUACAAUAUUUGUUUUCAGACCCCAGAAAAGCCCGAGGCAGUGAUCAGGUUCUUCAGAAAUCACGGUUUCUCUAAUAUGCAAAUAAAAUCUAUGGUUAGAAGGUUACCAUGGUUGCUUUCCUGUGACCCAUGCAAAAGGGUAUUGCCAAAGUUUGAAUUUUUAAGCUCAAAGGGUGUAUCUAGCUCUGAAAUUGUUAACCUAGUGAAUAAGUACCCUGCAGUACUGGGUCCAAGCCUGGAGAAUCAGAUAGUUCCAACCUAUGAAUUGAUAUAUAAGUUCUUGCAAUCUGAUGUGAAGACUAUUGGUUGUAUGUUUGGUAAUUUAUUGUUCUCUCGCUGCAAUCUUCUGGCACACAACAUCAGAUUGCUGCAAGAGAAUGGAGUGAGAGAAUCGAACAUUGCAAGAUUGCUUGGGAACCGUAGUCAUGCGGUGUUUGCCUCAAAUGAUAUGGUUAAGUUGGUGAAGGAAGUAAAGGAUUUGGGGUUUGAUCCUUCAAAAGCAAUAUUUGCUGUAGCGAUGAUGGCCAUGAAAAGAAUUAGUCCUCCCCUGUGGAAGGAGAAAGUUGAUACCUUCAAGAAAUGGGGUUGGUCGGAUGAAGCCUUGUCUGAAGCGUUUAAGAGGCACCCUCACGUUAUGUUGACAUCCAUUAAAAAAAUAAAUGUUGUGAUGAACUUCUGGGUCAAUCAGUUGGGUCGGGAUGCUUUGGAACUUGUCCAUUUUCCGAAGAUUUUCGGGUUGAGUAUGGAAAAGACAGUCAUUCCUAGGGCUCUUGUUGUCCAGCAUUUACUUGCUAAAGGCUUGAAGAAAAGGGUCAGCUUUGUUACCCCAAUUUCUGUUUCUGAACAGGUAUUUCUUGAAAGGUUUGUGACAUGUUUUGAGGAGGAAUCAUGUGAACUAUUAAAGCUGUACCAGGAAAAAGUUAGUGUUCAAAGAAAAGAGGAGGUUGGUGCAGCAUGA
This is a messenger RNA of Vigna unguiculata (cowpea), 1152 nucleotides long. Its product is annotated as transcription termination factor MTERF15, mitochondrial-like. Lineage: Eukaryota; Viridiplantae; Streptophyta; Magnoliopsida; Fabales; Fabaceae. The record is from RefSeq and is a predicted model, not a curated record. Gene Ontology annotation, biological process: regulation of DNA-templated transcription. Gene Ontology annotation, molecular function: double-stranded DNA binding.